UGCAAGACAGUCGAUAUGGCCUCUUCCUUCGGAAAGGCUCUUCUGGAGUUCGUCUUCAUCGUCUUUGCUUGCAUCACGUUGCUGAUGGGUAUCAAUGCUGCUAAGAGCAAGGCUUCUGGAAGAGUUUUGUUCCCCGCCACAUUCGUUACCGGAAUUGCUUCCAUCGCAUACUUCUCCAUGGCUUCCGGAGGUGGCUGGGUCAUUGCCCCUGAUUGCAGACAGCUUUUCGUUGCAAGGUAUUUGGAUUGGUUGAUCACCACCCCUCUCCUCCUCCUUGAUCUUGGUCUUGUUGCUGGAGUGAGCCGCUGGGAUAUCAUGGCCUUGUGCUUGUCUGACGUCCUCAUGAUCGCCACUGGCGCCUUUGGCUCCCUGACUGUUGGCAACGUGAAGUGGGUUUGGUGGUUCUUUGGAAUGUGCUGGUUCCUCCACAUCAUUUUUGCCCUCGGAAAGUCCUGGGCUGAGGCUGCCAAGGCCAAGGGAGGAGACUCUGCGUCAGUGUACAGCAAGAUCGCGGGCAUUACUGUCAUCACAUGGUUCUGCUACCCUGUUGUGUGGGUCUUCGCUGAAGGCUUCGGAAACUUCUCUGUCACCUUUGAGGUGCUCAUCUACGGUGUGCUCGACGUCAUCUCCAAGGCUGUCUUUGGCCUUAUCCUCAUGUCUGGUGCAAGCACAGGAUAUGAAUCCAUUUAAGUACAGUAGGAGUUAACACGCUCAAUUCCAUAUCUGGGUUUUCCCACGCGAAUUUGUGCAAUAAAAUUGCAGACUAG
Guillardia theta CCMP2712 is the source of this 767-nucleotide messenger RNA. RefSeq lists its product as hypothetical. The coding region runs from base 16 to 690 and encodes 224 amino acids. Gene Ontology annotation, cellular component: plasma membrane. Gene Ontology annotation, biological process: monoatomic ion transport. Lineage: Eukaryota; Cryptophyceae; Pyrenomonadales; Geminigeraceae. The record is from RefSeq and is a predicted model, not a curated record. Gene Ontology annotation, molecular function: monoatomic ion channel activity. The transcript has 4 exons.